Messenger RNA from Oppiella nova, 1108 nucleotides. The record is from the annotation of a GenBank genome assembly. Lineage: Eukaryota; Metazoa; Arthropoda; Arachnida; Sarcoptiformes; Oppiidae.
ACUACAACUGUGGUAUCAUAUAAUUUGUACGCCUUUCCCAACGUAUUUAGUGUCAUCUCUGGUUACGAUUAAGUUUACAAAAUAAAAUUCUGGAGACAACUAUACCCUGAUUACACUUAUGAUAUGAUAUACCGUUUCAUAUCAUUGGAGUUAAACGACAGUCAAGAUGUCUAUAUUGAAAGUCCAUUACUUCCUAUGGUUUGGUUCUUUGAGUUGUAUUAUGCCAUUCGUGUCGGUCUUCGCCAUACAACACACCACUGCCACCACUGAAGACAUCGGAAUCCUCUACUGUGUCCUCCCAUUCAUUGUCUCCGUUUUCAAACCACUCUUCUGUUCCAUCGCCGACCGCAACAACUCUCACAAAAAAGUCUUAAUAGUCUCAACCAUUUUCACGAUUCUGGGAUAUGGACUCCUUUUACUCAUUAUGUACGUCAGGUUCGGCCGAUUCUCGUGGUAUAUGUUUUGUAUACUCAUAUUGAUGGCUAACUCCGGACAGGGAGUCGUUAUUUCACUCAACGAUUAUUUAGUUAUGAAAGAAGUGACUCGACUUAACAAAGAUUACGGCGGGUAUAGAGUGUGGGGAACCGUUGGUUGGGGUGGCUUUGGAGUAAUCGCUGGUAUUAUCAAUGAAUAUAUCGUUAACCUUCCCUUUCUAUUGCCCGGAAUAUUGCUGUUCGUGUCGAUCGAGACAAUUGACUUGAUUUUCAUGUAUUUCAAACUCAAUGCAAAGUAUGAAGACUCGGAGACCAACUCUGAAAUCGUGCCAAACACCUCUCAAAAUCGAAAACCAAUCUCAGUCUUACUGAAGAAGCCAUUCAUAUCGACAGCUAAAGCCGUGAAACAAGUGUACCAUAUAUUCCUCCACAACCCCACUCUAUUGCAAUACAUAGUAAUUGUAUUGAUUUUCGGUGCGUUGACUGCCUUUCACUGGUCCUAUUACUUCGUAUACCUGGAGGCUAUCCGAGGCAAAGACGCUCUCCUCAUGGGUUUGGCUCUGUUUGUCGAGUCAUUCGCAGGAGAGCUGCCAUUCUUCCUCAUCUCUAACAUCAUUCUCAGACAUUGUGGGCCUUCGCUGUCACUCAACAUAAGUCUGGCGGCGUUUGCCAUC